AUGAAACAGGGACGGAAAACGGUGGGAGCGGAACCUGCUCGGAUACCGGUGACCUUCGAGGAGGUGGCUGUGUAUUUCACCCAGGGGCAGGGGGCUCUGCUGGACCCCGCUCAGAGAGCCCUCUACAGGGACGUCAUGCAGGAGAACUACGAGACGGUGACCUCGCUGGCAGGAUUCCCCCUUCCCAAACCUGAGCUGAUCGCCCGGCUGGAGCGAGGGGAAGAGCCGUGGGUCCCGGAUCUCCAGGCCUGCGAGGAAAGGGAGAGCCCGAGAGGCGCCCGCACAGGUGAUGGGAUGGUGAGUGAAAACACGGAGGAGAAGCCGCAGCAGGAAGGUCCUGAGCAAGUGGAACCACAUGGGAUGUUAUUGGAAAGAUCUGAAGAGGAUUUUACCCAUGAGCGGCGAAAAGCCUGGGGAAAUGGGCACAAGCCAGAGAGGCAGCUGGGAACCCAUCCAGGGCAGAAAGUGGGUAAAUCCACUGAUCAUGGGGGAGUUUGCAAAGACCCCAAGGAAACCACAGCCCAGCAGAGAAUCCCAUCAGGAGUGAGAGACAACACAUGCUCCGAGUGCGGGAAAAGCUUCAACCGGAGCUCAAACCUUAUUUCACAUCAGAGACUCCACACUGGAGACAGGCCUUUUACAUGCCUUGAGUGUGGGAGACGUUUUAAUCAGCGAGAGCACCUCGUUAGGCAUCAGAGACUCCACACUGGAGAAAAGCCCUAUAAAUGCCUGGAGUGCGGGAAAAGCUUCAUUCAGAGCUCACAUCUGAUUAGACACCAAAGAGUCCACACGGGCGAGAGACCUUAUAUGUGCCCGGAGUGUGGGAAAAUCUUCAUUCAGAGCUCCCAGCUUAUUACACACCAAAGAGUCCACACGGGCGAGCGACCCUACAAGUGCCCGGAAUGUGGGAAAAUGUUCGGUGACGGCUCAGUUCUUAUUAAUCAUCGGAGAAUCCACACGGGAGAUAAACCCCAUAAAUGCCUCGACUGUGGGAAAAGCUUCAAUCGGAGCUCAACCCUGGUUAGACAUCAGAGAACCCACACAGGAGAGAAACCCUUUAUAUGCCUGGAGUGCGGGAAAAAGUUUAGUGAAAGUUCAGCUCUUAUUGUGCAUCAGAGACUCCACACUGGGGAUAAACCCUUUAAAUGCUCUGACUGUGGGAAAAGUUUCAUUCUGAACUCAAACCUUAUCAUGCAUCAGAUUAGCCACACAGGAGAGAGACCCUACAAAUGCCUGGUCUGUGGGAAAAGCUUCAGUCACAGCUCAGAUCUUAUUAGACAUCACAGAACCCACACUGGAGAGAGACCGUAUAAAUGUCUGGACUGUGGGAAAAGCUUCAGUCAGAACUCAAAUCUUAUUAUACAUCAAAGACUGCACAAAGGAAAAAAACCUUGA
Emys orbicularis (European pond turtle) is the source of this 1395-nucleotide messenger RNA. RefSeq names its product zinc finger protein 501-like. Lineage: Eukaryota; Metazoa; Chordata; Testudines; Emydidae. The record is from RefSeq and is a predicted model, not a curated record. The coding region runs from base 1 to 1395 and encodes 464 amino acids. The transcript has 6 exons. Gene Ontology annotation, biological process: regulation of DNA-templated transcription.